This is a messenger RNA of Argentina anserina (silverweed cinquefoil), 1542 nucleotides long. Its product is annotated as putative lipase ROG1. The transcript has 10 exons. NCBI's taxonomy places the organism in Eukaryota, Viridiplantae, Streptophyta, Magnoliopsida, Rosales, Rosaceae. The record is from RefSeq and is a predicted model, not a curated record. Bases 205 to 1449 code for a protein of 414 amino acids.
CUAAAGCCCAAAAGAGUAAACAUGGACGGAAAAAUCAAUUUCCGGCGGGUAAUCCCGGUACACCCACACCAUUCAUAUGAUAUUUCAAAGUGUCAAGUAUUCAAGUAAAAGAAAAGCCCGAAACCGCUGUCGACGCAAUCAAGAAGAAGCAAUCAGACAAAACAUAAGCCUGUCUCCCAUUUGAGAUCAGAACCAGCUAUUCUCAUGGCUUCGCUGGAAUCAGAGACCGGCUCCGUAGCUGUACGGACCACCGAAUCUUCCAAUGAAAUCAAAAACAGAGCCACCAAAAAUAGGAACAACAACAACACGAAGACCAAAAACGCUGCGUUUCGUUACCUCCCCAAAUUUCGGUGCUUUAGUCUUAAAUCUGCAACUACUGAAGAGAUGGGGAGUUUCAAUAUGGAGCUGGCCGAGGAGGAUGAUCAAACGGGUCGGAAAAAUAACCCGACCCACCUUGUUAUAAUGGUGAAUGGGCUUGUAGGCAGUGCUGAGGAUUGGAGGUUUGGAGCGACCCAGUUGUUGAAGAGGUAUCCAGAAGAUGUGGUUGUGCAUUGCAGUGAAUGUAACUAUUCAAUGUUGACGUUUGAUGGUGUUGAUGUAAUGGGAGAGAGAUUAGCAGAAGAGGUUAGAGGUGUGGUAAAACGCCACGGGACUGUUCAGAAGAUCUCGUUUGUUGGUCAUUCAUUAGGGGGACUUAUAGCAAGGUAUGCCAUUGGAAGGCUAUACGAACGUGACACCAUGAGGGGACGUUCUCGGGAAAAUGUAGAAUGUAGGGACAAUGGAAUUGAGGAUCAGCAGCGGGAACAGAAAGUGAAAGGCAAAAUUGCUGGACUGGAGCCGGGGAAUUUUAUAACAUCUGCAACGCCGCACUUGGGGACAUGGGGGCAUAAACAGGUUCCAGUGUUUUGUGGCUUUCAAAUGCUUGAAAAAGCAGCAGCUCGUUUUUCGUGGUGUCUAGGUAGAACUGGAAGACAUCUUUUUUUAACUGAUAGGGAUAAAGGAAAACCUCCCCUCUUACUCCAGAUGGUUUAUGAUUCUGAAGAUCUUAAAUUUUUAUCUGCAUUGAAGUCCUUCAGGCGACAUGUUGCCUAUGCAAAUGUUCAUUAUGACCACCUGGUGGGAUGGAGUACGUCUUCUAUACGCCGUAAGAAGGAGCUGCCGAAGCUUAAACAUUUAUCCAAACACGAAAAAUAUCCACAUAUUGUAAAUGAGAUGACAGACACUGCUGGUACUCAAGAAGAAGCGUCUUCAGAGGACGACACCAGUGUUGACUUUGAAGAGGAAAUGAUCAGAGGUUUGACCAAGGUGAGCUGGGAAAGGAUUGAUGUGAGUUUUAGUGGGAGUAGACAAAAGUACCUUGCGCACAGUACCAUUCAGGUGAAAAUUUAUUAUAUACAUUCUGAUGGGGCUGAUGUGAUCCAACACAUGGUGGACAACUUUCAAAUAUGAAAUGGUUGAUGAAUAAAUUUGCUAUCAGUUGAAACCCAGCAAAUCUUCUAUGCCCUACGACAGCCUUUUCUUGGCAAAGAGGGGGGGGGGGGG